AUGGACAUGGAUGUCUUUCCGCAACCACCGACGGCAACGUACAUACCAUGCACCAACGGAUCGCGGUCUCUCGAUAUUCGUGACCUCCAUCUGACUGGGCACGAUGCAAGCCCUCACAGUUUCCUUUGGGCUGCUUGGACGUUGUUAGCCGCUAAGCUAGGCGAUUCAGACGCUGCCAGCUUUCAAGUGUCAAAGUCCGACGAAACAAACAAUAACACGCCACUACAAAUCAAUGUAGACUGGGAUGAAACCAUCCAACAAUUUCUACACCAUUUCCAAGCUCGGGGAGAGCAACAUGCAAGUCCUAUUAUCAAAAAACGACACGAUGAGACAGCUCUCGUGACAGUCUUCGACUUUGCGGAGAAGGACAUUCCUCCGUCUGUGGACAAUGAGGCUCAAAAGACCGACUAUAUUAUCGUGUUGAAAUGCGAAGUUUACAAAAAAGACCUACGAGUCAGAAUCGACUUUGACUCUCAUAUUUUUGAUGAUGAACAAGUGGAAAGAAUUUCUUACCAACUUGAGCACAUACUUAGACAGUUAACGACCACUGAGUACCAGCAAAAGACACUAGCCGUCGUGGAUUUCGUUGGCAAGCGAGAUUUGCGUGAUAUCUGGAAAUGGAACGAUGCUAUUGCAGAGCCUGUCGACAAUCAUGUAUACGAAUUGAUUGCUGAUCACGCUCGAGAGCGACCUGAAGCCGCCGCAAUAUGCGCGUGGGAUGGCGAAUUGACAUACAAAGAGCUCGAUGAGCUGUCAACCAAGCUAGCAUUGCGCCUCCGCCAACUCGGUGUCGGACCGGGGUCGAUAGUCCCAAUUUGUUUUGAGAAAUCGAAAUGGACUCCAGUGGCCUUGCUUGGCAAUAUGAAAGCCGGUGGCGCCACUAUUGCCUUGGACACUACACAGCCGGAAGAACGUUUGCGGUCGAUCAUUCAGCAAGUCGACCCUCAAUUGAUUCUUUCGUCAAUAGCCAAGCAAGACCUAGCCAGUCGCUUGGUUCCAGGUAAGGUUGAAAUUUUACGUGAAGAUAUUCGGUUUCAAGAUGGAAGCCCGCUUGAAAGGGUGCCAAUGUCAAGUACUUCGUUUUUGCUCUUCACAUCCGGAUCAACCGGACUACCCAAAGGUGUCUGCUGGGACUUUCGAUCAGCGGCCACGGUUGCGCGUUUAAUCCCCAAGGCUCUGGGAAUUGAUCACAACAGCAGGGUUUUCCAUUUUGCAUCGUACGCCUUCACAGUCGGCGUACUAGAAAUGAUUAUUACUCUAACCAGUGGUGGCACACUUUGUACACCAUCUGAAGCCUCUAAACUCGACGAUCUGAGCAACGCCAUGGCCCAGUUACGAGUCAACUGGGCAUUUCUUGUUCCAUCCCUAGCGAAGAUGAUCGAACCGAGCUCCCUACCGGAUCUCAAGACCGCGGUACUAACGGGGGAGUCACUCACUGAAGGAGACGUGGAACGGUGGAUCGGCCAUGUGGCGGGGUAUAAUUAUUACGGAUGUACUGAAUGUCCGUAUAUUGGCUGGUGUCGAACGGAUGAUGGAAAGUGGAAGAAUGGAAAGGUAGGUUUGGCUACUGGCACGGCUCAUUGGAUUGCAGAUGCGGCGGACCCUUAUAAGCUAGCCCCAGUGGGAGCUGUGGGACAGCUACUUGUGGAAGGUCCCGUGGUUGCAAAGAAUUACCAUAAUCGAUCGGAAUUGUUUCAGGAGUCUCUGUGUAUCAACCCUCCGUGGUUGUUAAACGGACAUGACGGCCGAGGCGGAAGAGAAGGUGUGAUGUUCAAGACCGGCGAUCUUGUUCGGUACGACACAGAUGGCUCAAUCGUAUAUGUUGGUCGAAGGGAUGCGCAGGUUAAAAUCAGAGGCCAACGGGUGGAACUGAGAGAGGUGGAACAUCACAUUAGGACCAUCAUCGGGGGUGACAAGGUCGAUGUUGCCGUUGAUGUUGUUACUCCUCAGGGAAGCCCCAACCCGUUGCUCAUUGCAUUUCUUGCCCAAAACAAUAAUUCAUUAGAAGAUGACUCGAUAUCCGACUGGAUCGAGGGAUUGGACAAAAAGUUGGGCGAACUUGUCCCGCUCUACAUGAUUCCGAGCGCUUUCGUCAAGGUGGACGAGAUCCCUCUUCUCAAGUCAGGAAAAUGUGACCGUCGCCGAGUGCGAGAAAUUGGACAGGCACUGACUUUGGAGAGUAUAACGGCUGCCUCUGCGUCUCGAAAGAAAUUUGGCAAGGUAACGACUAAAAUGGAGGAAAAACUUCAAGCUUUGUUUGCAACCGUUCUUGGCAUCGACCCCGACACAAUUAGUGCAAACGAUACAUUCUUACAGCUUGGAGGAGACUCUAUAUGUGCCAUGCGACUCGUUGCAAAGGCUCGCGAGCAAGACCUAGCAUUGUCGGUACCUGAUGUCUUUCAAGCCGCAUCGCUCAGGGAUUUGGCUCGUGGUAUCAAAAUCAAUAAUGAUAAGGGACAGGAGGAUGUUGCCCCUUUCUCUUUACUAUCUGACCAGACUAAUGUCGAAGAUAUCCGCAAGGAGGCUACUUCUCAGUGUGACAUUGAUGCGCUGGAUAUUGAAGACGUGUACCCUUGCACUGCUCUACAAAAGGGCAUGCUUGCAGUGACCGAAAAGACCCAAGGGAGCUAUGUCAUCCAACACGUUCUCAAAUUACGCGACGGCAUCGAUAUUGAAAGACUUCGAACAGCCAUCAUCGAAACAGGUCAAGAAACACCCAUUCUGCGCACGAGAAUCUUCGAUUUUGAAGGACGCGAUGUGCUCAACGUCAUCGUUAAAAAUGGGAUCGCUAUGCCAAUACUUGCCCAUGACCUCGAAGAUUACCUGUCGUCAGACAAACAAAUUCCCAUGGGUCUUGGAACGUCUCUCUCACGCACUGCUAUUAUUCAUAGUAAUGCUGGCGGUAAAAAGUACCUCGUGUGGACAAUCCACCAUUCCAUUCAUGAUGGCUGGGCUAUUGGUUUAUUACUUGACCGGGUGGAGAAAAAAUACAAAGGUGCAGAAUUAAACCAAAAACCUACUUUCCAAGAAUACAUCAGCCGUAUCCAAGCGACUAGUGAGGAAGACGCCGAGAAAUUUUGGUCGGAUCAAUUUCAAGGAACAAGCGCGCAAGAUCUUCUCCGUUUACCACAAUCGACCUACCAGCCAGUCUCUGAUUCAACAUUUUCUCAUACCAUUCAUGGAAUUGGAUCAAACUUGACAGGUUAUACGACGCCUGUCAUUAUCCGCGCAGCGUGGGCGAUUCUGAUCUCGCGAUACACAAGUUCUAGCGAUGUUGUUUUUGGAACUACAGUCAUGGGCCGCCAGGGGCUGUUGUCUGGUGCAGAACAUGUCGUUGGACCAACAAUUGCGACGCUCCCACUACGCCAGGUGGUAGAACCACAAUUAACAGUAGAAGACUUGCUGUCAAAAGUCCACUUUCAGGCACAAGAAAUGGUACCUUUUGAACAUGUAGGUCUAUCAUGGAUUCGGCGUCUUCUUCAGAAGUCUGGAGACAAUUGUGAUUUCCAGACCCUGCUUGUGGUUCAACCGAAAGAAUAUGCCAGUCCGAUUCGUAAUGCUCAAAUGCUGUUUGAGGAAGACGGAGAUAACCCCGAGUACGGUGUCAACAGUGGCUGGCAGUCAAUGAACACGUACGCCAUGACAAUUGAAUGUCAGCUUGAGAAUGAAGACGCAGCGGUUCACGUCAGUUUCGACUCCAAUAUUGUUGAAAAGCAGCAGGUCAAGCGUCUAAUGACGCAGUUGGAGUUUGUUAUUCAUCAGUUGUGUGCACAUCGACGUGACAGCUCGAAAAAAUUAACAGACGUCGAAGUCACAAGUGGAAAAGACCUUGAAAACAUUUGGAAAUGGAAUGCUACUCAAUACCAGCCAGUCAACGCUUCUCCUCACGAACUCAUUUCCGAAACCGUUGUUCGACAGCCAAACGCGCCUGCUAUUUGUGCUUGGGAUGGUGAGUUGUCCUAUGGGCAGCUGGAGGAUAUCACCACCCGUCUUGCCUUUCAUCUCCUAGAUCUCGGGGUGAACUCCACCACGACCGUGCCCCUUGUUUUCGAAAAAUCAAUGUGGACGGCGGUAGCCGAGUUGGCAACAAUGAAGACAGGUGCUGCUGCUGUAGCCAUGGACUCUACUCAACCUGAAGCUCGAUUAACAUCCAUUGUGUCGCAAAUUGACUGUAAAAUUAUUCUGUCGUCGUGGCGGAAUCGUGAUAUGGCCCAUAGGUUAGCAGAAGGGGCUCCGGUUGUUAUUUUGGAUAAAGCCAACUCCGAGAAAUGGCUUCCGGACCACACUCGAAAGUUGCCAUCAGUUGAUCCUUCAUCACAGCUAUGUCUGAUAUUUACAUCUGGUUCUACUGGCACGCCAAAGGGAGCGUCUUUGUCACGCUCCAAUUUGAGCACGGCUAUGGUACAUCAUUCUGAAUACUACGAAUUUGAUUCCAAUGUACGAACUUACGACUUUGCUUCUUACAACUUCGACUACGCUUGGUCAAAUUUACUGGUCACCCUGUACGUGGGUGGUUGCCUGUGUGUUCCGUCUGCAGACGAGCGCAACAAUGAUCUUACUAGGUCACUCCGGCGAUACAAUGCCACCUUCUGUUGUUUCACACCAUCCACUCUCCGGGCUAUAGUGCUAGAGGACUCCGAGACUCUCCCACUAAAAACACUAGUUGUCGGUGGAGAGUAUUUGCGGCCUGUAGAUAUACCACCAUGGGCCAGGAGAAUCAAGUUUUUCAACGUAUACGGACCAACAGAAUGCACAAUGUUUGCAACGAGCACAAUUAUCUACGACCCAGACCCAAACGAAACAUUCUCUAUUGGAUCAGGAGUGAUUACUAACACUUGGAUUGUCGAUUCUCAAGACUCUUCAAAACUAGCCCCAGUCGGUGCUGUUGGCGAGUUGUGGUUAGAGGGUCCUGGUGUCGGAAGAGGGUAUUUUGGUAACCCCGAAAAGACAGCUGCAACAUUUGUAGAAAAUCCAAGGUGGCUCCUUGAAGGAUACCAUGCAGCAGGCAUCCCUGGCCGUCGUGGUCGUCUAUAUCGAACAGGUGAUUUAGUUCGAUACGGACAGGACAACAUUAUCUUCUUCAUCGGACGUAAAGAUGCCCAGGUUAAAAUUCGAGGACAAAGAAUUGAACUGGGCGAGGUUGAACACCACGUCCAAAAGUUACUUCCUCCACGUGCAGAGGGAGCUCAUGUUGUUAUCGAAACAGUUCCUGCUCGAGAAACUGGGAAGCCGGCACUCGCUGCUUUCAUUUGCCCUAGAGAUGCCUCAACAUUGAGUCCCGAGGAAAUCCAGUCCGAAGUCGCGACAAUAGGGGUUGAACUGAAUGAACGCCUAUUUGCUGCGGUACCUGCAUACAUGGUCCCAACUAUGUAUGUUCCAGUGCAGAAGAUGCCCAUGUUAGCCACUGGAAAAACCGACCGGCGCCGCCUACGCGAGCUCGGGGCUACAAACGACUGGUCCAUAGUUUGGAAUAAAGCCAAUCUGGGGGGCAAAGUUCCAUCGAAUCCUUUGGAGGAAAUAUUGCGGGACGUUUGGAGCCAGGUCAUAGGACUUCCUGCAGAGGCUAUUCCAGUGGAUACAACUUUUACUCGCCUUGGAGGUGAUUCCAUCUCAGCCAUGCAAGUUUGUUCUCGAUGCCGAGUCAAGGAAAUAUCAGUCACCGUGGCCGAGAUCCUCAAGUAUCAAACCAUCGAACAGAUAGCUCCACGAUGCAAAGAAUUAUCGACCAAGGCCGUUUUCGCAGAAGAUGGAGCGGAUGGAGUACCGUGGAAUCUAUCCCCUGUUCAACAGAUGCAUUUCGAUGGUCAUCCAGAUGGAGUAGAUCACUUCAACCAGGCAUUUUUGCUUAGAGCCAGAGCUCCAAUUUCUACAGAAGAACUUGCUGCCGCUACAACCGCGGUGGUUGAAAGACAUGCUAUGCUUCGGGCGAGAUACAGCAUUAACAAGAAAAAUGGAUCCUGGGAACAACACGUUGCUCCUACCUCUUCAGAAUCAUUUCAUUUCUCUGAAAUGGACAUCGAGGACGAAAACGAGGCGCUUGAACAUGCUCGCCAUCAGCAAAAAACCCUUCACAUUGUGGAGGGCCCGGUGUUUUCACUUAUCGUUUUUAACGUCGUAGGAAGUGAACUGAAGUUGAUCGCAAUGUCUGGCCAUCAUCUUGUCAUUGACCUCAUGUCAUGGCGAAUUAUAUGGCAGGACCUAGUAGAUUAUCUUCAGGAUAAAAAGACAUUCUUGCCACCCCCCAUCUCCUUCCAGACAUGGUCGAAAAUGCAGAAACGAGAGGCAUUGCAGUUUUCCCAUCACAAAGCAUUGCCGUUUGAAAUUCAACCUCCUCAAUUUGAAUAUUGGGGACCACGCUGUCUAGAGAAGAAUACGUAUGAAGACAGCGAAUUAUACGUUGAAAUCAUUGACGCUGAGACAACAGCCUUACUACUCGGCGAAAGCAACGAAAGUUUGAGAACGGAACCAAUCGACCUCAUGCUAGCAGCGCUUAUCGCUUCGUUUUCCCAGACCUUUGCGAAAAGAAGACCUCCUACCAUACUCCUUGAAGGACACGGGAGGGAGCCGAUAGAAAGGGUCGACGUUGACUUGUCCGAGACUGUUAGCUGGUUCACAACCAUGUACCCAAUCCAAGUAGGGUAUAAAUCAGAUAAAAGCAUCGUCGACCUCGUGGGAACGGUCAAGGAUUAUCGCAGAAGCGUCCCAGGCAAAGGUAGGCCGUGGUUUGCAUACAGCCUACAUACUCAAGACGGCCGUGAAAAAUUCCAACAGCAAUGGCCAGGUGAACUUUUGUUCAACUACAUGGGUCAAUUCCAACAGCUAGAGCGGCAUGGCUUUUUCGAACGCGUUCCUUGUGACUUGCAAGCAGUAUCGACAACUAUGGGCCGCAUGGCUCUUAUCGAAGUCAAUUCUGAUAUACAGGAUGGCGAACUUCACAUGGGGAUUUCCAUUAAUAAGCACAUGGCACAUCAGGAACAGCUGCAGACUUGGAUGAGGACAUUUUCGUUCUGCCUGAAGGAAGUCGCAAACGUGAUGAACACGACAAAACGUACUUUUACGUCUACCGACUUUCCUUUGCUUCAGACUUCGAAUUCUGGGCUCAGUAAUCUUAUUUUAAGUAUUGGAUUGCCCGAAGAAGAGAUUGUUGAUAUAUAUCCAUGCACCGCUAUUCAAGAAGGAAUUCUGCUCAGUAUUCAAAUGUCUGCCGCUACUUAUGAGAAUACUUGGAUCUGGGAGUGUUCCGGAAAGAAUAUUUCUCCAUCUCGCAUAGAACAGGCCUGGAGACGCUGCAUUCAGCGUCACUCUAUCCUAUCGAAUAUUUUCGUUGAGAAUCCCGAGGCCGGAGGUUUCGUCCAGGUCGAGUUGAAGAACCCUGCCAUCAACGUUGAGCAUGUUUCAACCGUCGGCAAUCCUGCGGAUAUUCUGUUUGAACGCUCAAAGCCAGUAUAUAGCUCCCGCGUGCCCCAGCAUUUAUUCACGAUAAGUCAUACCUCUGAUGGCUCUGCUGCAUGCAGAUUGGACAUGAACCAUGCCCUCAUUGAUGCAAGCUCGAUUCCUGUGCUCGUUCGCGACCUUUCCAAUUUUUACACCCAUACCGUACCAUUGUCAUCUGCACCAAAGUUUCAAGACGUUGUUGGUUUCAUGCAAAAUGAUCCCAAGGAUUCAGGCAUUGAAUAUUGGAAUAACUUUCUUAGAGACGUUCAAGUCUGCGAGCUGCCUGCGUCUCAGACGGAAUUCCGAAAUGAUGAGUCCCAGUCAAGCCCCUACGGAUAUACAGAAAUCAAGAACGAUCUGAUUGGCGAUAUUGACAAAUGGUGUCGUGACCAUGAGGUCACUCGAGCAGUUUUGCUAGAAAUAGCUUGGGCUUUAGUCCUAUCUAUCUAUACUAACAAGAGUGACGUUUGUUUUGGAUAUGUUUCGUCCGGCCGAGAUAUCGAUGUCGAUGGAGUCCACAACGCAGUCGGACCUUUGAUUUGUUUAUUACUGGCCCGUAUAAACCUUGACAAACCAACAAACGAUGUUUUGAGCCGCACGUACAAAGACUCAGCAGAGCAUUUUAAUCAUCAACACACUUCGCUAGCAGAAAUCCAGCACCAACUUGGAUUCAGCAACCGUCGGAUUUUUAAUACUGCGGUGACAAUUCGCGAGUCUUCUGAUCACGAGAGCAACGGCGAUGUCAAAUUCACUCAAGUCCAUGUUGAAGAUUCAAACGAGUACGACGUUUUACUUGUUGUUGGCCUUAAUGGAACCCACACAGAAAUAGGCAUCCACUACCGAACAGCGUUUGCGAAUGAAUUUUUUGUACAGGAAUUGCAAUUGACAUUGGAGAAAGCUCUUGAGUUUUUGCUCAACCCAGCGGCUUCAUCAAACCCCAAAAAUCUGCGAGACUCAUUCUAUGCGUACGCAACUGGAAUUGACCGAAACCUCGCCAUUGACAUUUGGGAAUCUCGCUCAAUAGAUGAUGAGUUACAGCCGUUCCCUGUGUUGCCUGUUACAAAGUACUCGCCUUGUGCGGAUGAUACUGUUAGCGUUGCAAUUCCACGUUUGUCUUGGCCACAAAACGACUACACCAUGUCGACGGUGCUAUCUGGUGCUCUUGCGCUACUUUUCCGAUCUUAUACCAACACAAGUGGAAGCCUAAUAGGAAUUUGUGGCGAAGAAUCAGUCAUGCCGCUCCCUAUUCACCUCGAACACGAUAUGACGGUUAAUGGAUUGUUACAGAAUAUCCAGAAAGAUGUAACCCGCAUAGCAGAAUUUGAUAAGAUUACGUUGUCCCAAAUUCGUCGGUUAGGCAAUAACGCGCAGCGUGCCUGCGAAUUCCAGACUAUUGUGAAGACAGGUCAAAACCUGAGUUCUGACUUCACGGAAAGCCUUAAAAAUACCUAUUUGCUGCAAGUCUCUUGCCGUCUAGAAAAAGAUGGCGCAAACCUGGAAUUAAAUUUUGAUCGGAAUAUCGUCGAAGCCGACCAAGCACGACGUAUAGUGAAUCAAUUGGCUCAGGUUCUUGAGCGGAUUUGUGAAAAGAAUUCCUGGAGCAGAUCUGUAUUCAGUAUCGAGACGACGAGCAAACAAGAUAUCGAAUGUAUUCAUGGGUGGAACAGGAAUGUGCCCUCAUCUGUUGACAGAUGCGUCCACGACAUCAUUACUGAAAUGGCAUCACAACACCAAACAGCAUCAGCCAUAGAUGCGUGGGAUGGAAAAUUAACCUACGGGCAACUUGAUCAAUUUUCAACACAAUUGGCAUAUCAUCUUGUAUCCAUCGGAGUUAGGAAAGGGUUGGUGGUUCCGUUGUGCUUUCCCAAAAGUGUUUGGAUGCCUGUGGCUGCACUCGCUGUUAUGAAGGCUGGAGGGGCCUUUAUAGCCCUGGAUGCGAAUUUACCAACACGCAGGUUGCAAGAUAUUGCCGAGCAUGUUGGUUCCGAGAUUGUCAUCACUGCAAGUGGCAGUAAAGAACUGGCAGACUGCUUGAAGAACAGUGCAGUUGUUGUUGUCGACGCAGAUACGCUCUCAAGGCUCCCUACACCACAACAAUCCCCCCUUCCCACAGUUCGAGCAAGAGAUCCGUUGUAUGUCGUCUCUACUUCUGGUAGUACUGGAAAGCCGAAAUUCCCAACUAUUUCACACUCCAACUUCGCAAGCGCAAUCUACCACCAACGUUCCAUCAGAGCUCUCAAUAAAUCCUGUCGAGCUUAUGACUUCGCAUCGUAUGCUUUUGAUGCAGCCUUGUCAAACCUCAUUCAUGUUCUCGCGGCGGGCGGGUGCCUCUGUAUUCCGUCUGAAGAGCAAAGGAAGAGCGAUUUGAUCACAUCGAUGAACGAAUUCCAAAUUACAUAUGCUGACUUAACGCCCAGUACAGCAAGGCUUCUGAGCCCUAAACUCAUUCCAACUCUUGAAGUACUCGUCCUAGCAGGUGAGCCCGUUACUGCGAAAGACAUUACGACUUGGAGUUCGCAGCUGGACCUAAAGGUUCUCUACGGCCCUGCUGAGUGUAGCGUUGCAGCCACUGGUAUAGAUUGGAACAAAGGUUAUUCACCAGGGGAAAUUGGCAGUGGUAUUGGGCUUUGCACGUGGGUUGUGGAUAUUAACUGUGGACGUCUUGCAUCAAUGGGUGCAGUUGGGGAGCUGUGGCUUGAAGGGCCUCUCGUGGGUGACGGCUACUUUCAAGAUCCAGAGAGAACCUCUGAAGCAUUCAUUGAGGACCCUUCAUGGCUUCCUAGAAAAGGCCGUCUUUAUCGCACCGGAGACUUGGUGCGGUACAAUGAAGACGGUAGCUUGGUAUUCGUCGGACGUAAAGAUGCACAAGUCAAAUUACGUGGACAGCGAAUAGAACUGGGAGAGAUUGAACACCACGCUGGACAACUGUUCCAAGAAAACGAAAGAGCGAUCCUAGCAGCCGAAGUUAUCAGGCCCAAAGAUAGUGAAGCUCAGCUCUUGGCCUUGUUUUUCCAUGUUGCUGAUCGGUCAUCUCUCGCCAACAUCACUGAAGACAUCGUCGAAACGUUGGCGAAAGCACUUCCGUCAUAUAUGGUCCCUUCCACCUGGAUUUUCCUCGAAGAAUUUCCAAUUACUGCAACUGGUAAAAUUGAUCGCCGCAAAAUACGUGAAGUAGGAUCCUCAAUGAGCUUAGAAACACUUAUGAACCGCAACCAACUUCGCUCCACGAAUCGGCAAAAACCGCAGACACCGCACGAACUCCAGCUACAGAGCCUUUGGGCAUCCGUGCUUAACAUCCCGGUCUCCAGAAUAUCAGCCAACGACAAUUUCCUCCGAAUAGGAGACUCAAUCCAUGCAAUGAAACUUACAAGCGCGGCUCGAAAAAUCGGUUUCUCGCUGAGCGUCGCAGAUGUUUUCAAACAUCCUCGACUCAGUGAUAUGGCGAAGAAAAUACAACGCCAGCAAACAACCAAGAAGACAACCUUGCCAUUUUCCUUGUUAAAACACAGUCUAGACUUGGAUGAAAUCCGUUUCCACGCAGCAAAUCUUUGCGGUGUGAGCCCGACCGCGAUUGAGGAUAUUCUUCCCACAACUCCUCUGCAAGCCGGCCUGUUAGCCCUAACUCAGCGCCACUCUGGAGAUUAUAUAAUGCGACAGGCCUUGGAACUCCGAGGAAAUAUUAAUGUUGACAAAUUUAAAAGUUCCUGGGAAGAAGUUGUCGCUGCUACGCCAAUUCUACGCACUCGUAUCGCGGACUUGCCAGGACAGGGCUUGGCUCAAAUUGUUAUUGACGAGGGCGUAGAUUGGAUACAAAGCAAUAAUCUUGAAAAUAUCACUCAUGGUAAUGAGCUACAUACAGUUGAAAUGGGCGCUUCUCUAGCAAAGUAUGGACUGGUGACCGAUGAAAACAGAAAAACGACUUGGUUCGUAUUGACGCUACACCAUGCUGUAUAUGACGGCUGGUCUAUCGAAAGACUUUUUGAGUCUCUCGAAGAAAUCUAUCAACAAGAGCAAAAUCCUACGCCAUCUACAGAACCAUUCCAGAAGUUCGUACAGUACACAAAGGAACAAACUGGUGAAUUGGCAAAGAGGUUCUGGAGCGAAUACCUGGGUGGAUCAGAAACGGCACAGUUUCCUGCCCUUCCGUCGUCCAAGUAUGACCCAAGGGCUGACAAAAAAUUCAAUCACACUUUGAAAAACAUUGACUGGUCGUGCAUUGAUGUUACCCCAGCUACAGCAAUUCGAACUGCCUGGGGUAUCCUACAGUCAAGCCAUACGGGCUUGAAUGAAUCCAUUUUUGGAGCUGUCGUCAAUGGUCGUCAGGCACCCGUACCCAAUAUUGAAGUUUUGAUUGGCCCGACUAUUGCUACAGUCCCAGUCCGGGUGGUCAUGAAGAAUAACGACAAUACAACCCAGCUUCUUCGGCGAGUGCAAGAAGACUCAGUCGACAUGAUCCCCUAUGAGCAAACUGGCCUUCAGAAUAUACGGAAUAUAGAAAAUCUUUCACAGGCUUCCUGUGACUUCCAGACAUUGCUCGUCAUUCAACCGGAGGAGCCUGCCACCCGAAACUCAAUUUUCACUGGAAAUACCAGAGGCGCCGAAGAAGCCAGUACAAGAUUUAGCUCAUACGCCAUGGUAGUAGAUUUCGAACUUGAAGGGCAGUCAUUAGGUAUUCAAGUUACCUUCGACUCUCACGUUAUCGAAGAGCAUCAGGUGGGGCCACUGAUAUUGGGCUUCGAACGUGUACUGCGACAAGUUUGCACCAGCCAAGAUUCUGCACCAAAAGUUAUGGAUAUUGAUGUUCUCGGAAAAGCAGAACUCGAAAAUCUCUGGGAGCAAAAUUCGGAUGUUCCUCUUACAAUAAACAAAUGUGUCCACGAUCUGAUCAUCUCAACGGCUGGUCGACAGCCAGACGAAGUCGCCGUUUCAGCAUGGGAUGGAGAAUGGACCUACCGAGAGCUCGAGCAACUCUCAGCUCGGGUUGCAGCAAGACUUGUUGAAUCUGGAGUCAAGCCGGGUGAGAUAAUUCCGUUGUGCUUUGAGAAGUCUAAGUGGAUGCCGAUUGCCACCUGCGGCGUUAUGAGGGCUGGGGGUGUGUGCCUUCCCCUUGACUCCAAUCAGCCGGAAUCACGGCUGCAGACAAUUGUGCAACAAGUCCAUCCAAAAACGGUCCUUUCAUCCUUAAAAAACGAGUCACUUAGCAAAAGGCUAGGUAUACAGUCGGUAGUACUCAUACACGAUACUCUCCACGAGGCUAUUCAUACUGUGCCGCUUCCAAAGGUGGAUCCUGAAUCACCUUUGUUUGUGCUCUUUACCAGUGGAAGUACUGGAACUCCUAAAGGUGUUAUGAUCAGCCACAAUAACUUUGCCUCUGCCAUUUUCUACCACGGGAAAAUAUUUGAUAUUGGCCCGGGACAGAGGAUCUUUGAUUUUGCCUCUUAUAGUUUCGACAUUUCGUGGUUCAACGCUUUACAGUCCUUUUCCCAUGGCGGUUGCCUUUGCAUCCCAUCCGAAGAUGAACGCCAAAAUGACAUUGCCGGGUCAUUACGCCGGUAUAAAUCUACCAUUGCAUUCCUGACUCCAACCGUUUUGAGAUUGCUAAAACCCGAAGAUUGCCCGGACCUUAAACUAGUCGCCCUUGGUGGUGAGCCUCAACGAUGGAGCGACUUUGAGCCUUGGGUUGAACAUGUCAAGACAUUGACUGUUUACGGUCCGGCGGAGUGUACUGUUGUAUCCACCGCCACGUCAGCCCUCGCAUUGAAAGGUUCCGAUUUCUUUAUCGGCUCUGGUGAAGGAUUAAAUCUUUGGAUUGUCGAUCCUCAAAAGUGCACUCUUACCCCGACUGGUGGUGUUGGCGAGAUUUGGCUAGAAGGCCCGCUGGUCGGUCAAGGAUACUAUAACGACACUGAGAAGACUACAGCGGCUUUUGUUCAGGACCCAUGUUGGCUCCUCGAGGGCACAAAACACCAUCCUGGUCGCCGUGGACGGUUGUAUCGAACUGGGGAUCUAGUAAGGCGCAAUGUCAACGGAACCCUUACAUCUGUAGGAAGAAAAGACACACAGAUCAAAAUCCGUGGACAACGUGUCGAACUCGGUGAAGUAGAGCACUGUAUUCAACACCUCUUGCCACAUGACAGCAUUGUUUUACGAGCGAUCGCUGAGGUUAUCACACCCAAUGGAGGCAAAGAUUCCCUCUUGGUGGCAUUCUUACACGUUCCACAUAGCACAGAGACGACGAAAGAAUUGAGUAUAACAGUUGCGGAGUUGGAGGAUCGCAUUACCUCACUACUUCCUUCAUACAUGGUACCAUCUGCUUGGGUUCCAUUGGGCAAACUUCCUAUCACCGUCAAUGGCAAGACCGAUCGAAGAAGUCUACGCCAAGAUGGCUCGGAAAUGACAAUUGAUCAGCUCCAUACCCUUAAGCCAAGGAAUAAAGACCGACCAAGACCUGAAACGCCUAUGGAAAAGACUUUACAAAUUCUUUGGGCUUCUGUUCUUGAAAUAGAAGCAAGCGAACUUUUCGCAAAUGAUAGCUUCUUCCGACUUGGUGGCGACUCGGUCGCUGCUAUGAGGUUCGUGGCUGCUGCUCGUCGGGCUAACAUCCAAGUUACAGUUGCAGAAGUUUUCAAGCAACCAAAGUUACAUGAUUUGGCUACCAGUCUUGUGCAAAAUGACACCAAACUCACGGUCCAGAAUAUCCUUCCUUUCUCAUUGCUGAAGUCCGACUCGCUUUCCCAGAGCGCUCGGGGCCAAGCAGCAGGCCUCUGUGGUGUGAAUGAGAACAUUGUGACCGAUGUGUACCCUUGCACUGGUUUGCAAGAGGGGUUACUUGCAAUGACUGCCAAAAAUGACGGCCAUUACGUCGCUCACUUCAAGAUCCCGCUACAGCCCGGAUUCUCCGUUCCUCGUUUCAAGUCAGCCUGGAGCCAACUUGUGUCUGAAACUGCAAUUCUACGCACACGGAUUGUUGAUUUGCCAGGUCAAGGCUUGGUACAAGUAGUACUUCAGGAUGUUCAAAAGUUAAAGGAAUGCAGCCGAGAGGAAAUUUAUCGUUAUAAUGAUGCUUUCCUCCCAGGACUUGGCUCUCCUCUCAUGCAAGCAGCGCUUGUAAAAGAGGCCGCCGGAACUAUAACAUUUGAAUGGACACUUCAUCAUGCUGUUUACGAUGGGUGGUCAAUGCAAUUACUUCUUGAAUCUCUUGAGUCGGCAUAUUUUGAAGAAACCCGUCAUCCUCUUACGCCGUUCAACUCUUUUGUUAAGUAUCUUCAUGACAGUGAUGAGGAAUCAGAGGUGGAGCAUUGGAAUUCCAUGUUCGAAAAUUUCAACCCGCAGCAAUUUCCCAAAUUGCCUUCAACAUCGUACCAGCCGAAAUCAGAUUCAAUGAAGCUACACACCAUUAAGCAUUUAGUGUGGCCCGAGGGGGAUAUCACUGUUUCCGCUGCUGUCAAGACUGCAUGGGCUAUUCUUUUAUCUCGAUAUACGGAUUCUUCUGACGUAGCUUUCGGUGUUGUGACUGCAGGACGACAAGCAGCAGUGGCAAAUAUUGAAAACAUUGCUGGACCAACGAUUGCAACCGUCCCUCUAGCUGUUCAUAUAGAUGGAAAGACAAGUGUCGAGAACUUGCUGAUCGAAACCCAGAAGCGUGCCACUGACACUAUUCCUUUCGAGCAGCGAGGUAUAAGUCGCAUUCAACGACUCAAUGGUUCAGCAGAGAAUGUGUGCCAGUUCCAAUCGCUUCUAAUCAUACAGCCCGCCGAGCAAAAAAAGGACAAGAGCAAACUUUAUCUUACUCACGUGGAAGAUAACUUGGGCCCGGAUGCAACCACAGCAGCUCAGUUCAAUACGUACGCACUUAUGCUGUGGUGUCAGCUUGGGUCAAAUACACUCAAUGUCCAAGUCAGUUACGAUUCACAUGUCAUUUCCGAUAUACAAAUCGAGAGACUCCUACGGCAAUUUGAGGAUAUCCUGCGGCAAACAUCUCUCAAGAACACAGCAGUUAGGGAUAUUAGAGCAGUUAGUGAGAAAGACUUACAGGACAUAUGGAAGUGGAACAGUUCAGUACCUGAAACAUUCGAAGCAUGUAUCCACGACCUUAUCAAUGAUGCAGCUUUGCGAUACCCUGAUUCCCAAGCUGUUUGUGGGUGGGAUGGGUCGCUUACUUAUAAGGAGCUGAAUGAGAAAUCCACAGCAUUGGCAUACCGUCUUCUCGAACGAGGAAUGAAACCCGGUUCAUCUGUACCCUUGUUCUUCGGAAAAUCCAAGAUCAUGCCUAUUAGCGCUUUGGCAGUCAUGAAAGCUGGUGGGACAUGCCUAGCCUUGGAUAUUAACCAACCUCAACAACGAUUGCGUACCAUCGUUGAAAAUAUGAAUCCACAGAUACUUCUUACCUCGGCACAAGAAAAGCCACUGGCCUCAUCUAUUGGCGUCGAAAAUGUCAUGACUAUUGAACCGAAAGACACAGACGAAACACAAUUCAAAUCACAAUUGACCUUACUGCCAAAAGUAGCUCCAUCAAGUUUGCUUUAUAUCGUUUUCACGAGUGGGUCAACGGGAAACCCCAAAGGCGUGGCUAUUACGCAUUCAAACUUUGCAAGUGCCGUAUGUCACCAACAAGCAUUAUUAGGCUUGGAUCAUAAAUCACGAGUGUAUGACUUCGCAUCAUAUACUUUUGACGUCUCGUGGUCAAACACCCUAGCCACCAUGAUUUGCGGUGGCUGCGUGUGUAUCCCUUCUGAAUAUGAACGAAUUAAUGACCUUUCAAAUUCCAUGCUACGUCUAGAGACAAACCUGGCAAGCUUGACUCCUCACGUGGCAUGUAGCCUAACUUCAAAGGCUCUUCAUAGUUUGAGUUCGUUGCAACUGACCGGCGAGCACGCAUCCAAAGAACAGAUUGAGCAUCUAUCGCAGUUUGUGAACCUAAGGAUUGCUUAUGGUCCAGCAGAAUGCACUAUUUACUCCACUAUUUCCGAGACUGGAAGGUUUCCAUCAAAUAUAGGAAAAGGUGUAGGAACCUGCACCUGGGUAGUUGACCCAGCAAAUAAUAGUCUCCUCGCACCGGUUGGGUCUGUUGGAGAGUUGUGGCUAGAAGGACCUCUCGUUGCUCAUGGUUAUUUUGAAGAUCCAGACAAGACAGCUGCUAGCUUCGUUGAGAACCCUAUUUGGCUUGUGAAGGGAAGUGGCAUCACCCCUGGUCGAAACGGGAGGCUAUACAAGACUGGAGAUCUCGUCCGUUAUAACAAUGAUGGGACAUUGGCAUUUCUUGGAAGAAAAGACAGUCAAAUCAAGAUUCGAGGGCAGCGUGUGGAACUUGCGGAGAUUGAAUACAACGUGAAACAAGUACUCUCCAUUUUACUCGGCUCUGUUCAAGUUAUCGUCGACACUGUGACGGUUAAAAGUAUGAAAAGUCCUACGCUAGUAGCAUUUGUCUCUUCGAAUGACUUGGACGGAGCUGGGAAUAACGGUCUUCAAACCCGGCUCCUCGGAAUGGGUUCAAGGAUAGAAGACACGCUUGGAGAAAUCAUUCCAUCUUAUAUGAUUCCGUCAACUUACUUCGCAAUUGGCACGGUACCUUUAUCCGACACUGGUAAAACAGAUAGACGUCGUCUCCGGAAUCUUUAUGCGUCCCUGGCCCCAGAACAACUGGCUGCGCUCCAGCCAACCCGUUCGAAACGGAGACUACCGAACACUUCCUCAGAAGUUUGUCUACAAAACCUAUGGGCUUCUGUGCUGGAAGUGGACUCUAAUUCAAUCGAUGCCAAUGACAACUUCUUCCGCGUGGGUGGCGAUUCAAUUACAGCUAUGAGAUUAGUGGAGGCAGCGCGCCAACAAGGGUUUUCCUUGAAUGUCGCAGAGAUAUUUAGAAAACCACGACUGGAAGAUAUGGCCAAUGCGCUAGACAGUGAAAAGCCCAUUGCCUUGGAUUCCAUUCCGCCGUUCUCACUUUUGAAUGACGAUGUGGACCCGAACAGUGUUAAGAAAGAAGUGGCUACAAUUUGCAAUGUGAAUGCAAGUCAGGUUAUAGACGUUUUCCCCUGCACACCUCUUCAAACUGGGCUUCUUGCCAUAACCGCUAAACGUUCCCAAGAUUAUGUUGCAAAACAUGUUCUGCAACUUCAAUCAACGACAGAUGUAUCUCGAUUACAAGAGGCAUGGAGAAAGGUAAUUGACCUAAACCCCAUCCUUCGUACCAGAAUUAUGGAUUUGCCAAGAGAAGGCAUGGUGCAAGCUAUACUCAGCCACCCAAUUGAAUGGGAGAUUUACACGGAUUUAACCGAGCAUCGACAUGCAGAUAGCCAAGUUGUUAUGGGACCUGGAAAACCAUUGCUCAAAUUAGCAAUAAUUUUUGAUAAUAGCACAGGUACUAGAUACUUUUCGCUGACCAUCCACCACUCUCUGUAUGAUGGCUGGUCAAUGUCGUCUCUCUUGGACCAGGUUGCAACGGCUUAUGAGGGAAAUUUCAGUGUCCAAUCGACACCAUUUCAGCUAUUCGUGAAACACAUCAGAGAGAUACCUACAGAGUCUAUUUCAAGUUUCUGGAACAGUCAAUUUUCUGGCAUGGAAGCAAACCAUUUUCCAGCACUCCCCAGCCCAGACUAUGAACCCAAGGCAGAUGACCUUCUUACGCAUUCCAUUGCAGAAAUCGAAUUAAAAGAACGAGAUCACACAAUGUCAACAAUGAUACGUGCAGCGUGGGCGAUACUGAUGUGUCGACAAGUUGCUGGUUCAGAGGCGCUGUUCGGUUCGGUGACCGCUGGAAGACAAGCAAACAUUCCCGGAAUCGAGCGAGUGGCGGGACCAACUGUAGCUACAGUGCCUAUACGAAUUCCUAUUGACUGGAAUGACGAUAUACAGCAACUGUUGGAUCAAAUUCAAGUUCAAGCAACCGACAUGAUUGCAUUCGAACAGACAGGCUUGCGCCAUAUUCAGGCUCUUGGGGGUGAUGCAAAGGAUGCCUGCUCAUUCCAAACACUACUUGUAGUACAACCACCCGUUCAAGGACCAGGGAAACAAAACAUAUUAUUUUCGCCAGUGGAGAAUGAAGACACAUCCCAAAGUAGCCUUUUCAGUGCAUUUGCAACGUAUGCGCUUACUGCGGAGUGUAUUGUUGAGAACCGAGGGAUACGGAUGCAAUUAAGAUUCGACUCGCUCGUUAUUGGAAAAAAACAAGUUGAGCGGCUGACAUGUCAGUUUGAGCACAUAUUGCGCCAAAUAUUCAAGCAUAAAAACAAUGAACUAGCCAUCAAAGACAUUGAAAGUGCUAGUGACAAGGAUUUGCGUGAUAUAUGGACCUGGAAUGCCGACGUUCCCAAGACUGUUGCACUUCCUGUUCAUGAUCUGGUUUUGCAGGCAGUACACACUCAACCAGAUUCCCAAGCUGUUCAUGCCUGGGAUGGCCAGCUUACAUAUAAAGAGCUUGACGACCUAUCAACACGCCUCGCGCUUCACCUUCUUGGAGAAGGUAUAAAACCUAACACUACAGUUGCCCUUUGCUUUUCAAAGUCUGUAAACACUCCAGUUGCAAUGCUAGGUGUGAUGAAAGCUGGCGCCAAGCAAGUUGUUUUGGAUGUUAAACAACCACCUGAGCGUCUAAGAGCUGUUCUUCAAGAAGUCGGCGAGCCACUGAUCCUUUGCACUGAGAUAGACAAGACACUGGCAGCUGAGCUAAGUUCAGAUGGGAAAAUUAUCGUCAUGGACAACGGAAAAUUGCGAUAUUUGACUCCGCCGUCUCAUCAGGUUCUACCACGUGUCGAUCCUAACAGCAUCGUGUAUAUGAUCUUCACAUCAGGCUCAACAGGACGGCCCAAAGGUGUCGUAAUCAAUCAUGCGAAUGUUUCCAGUGCUCUCAUCAACCAAAGCAGUUCCAGAGAAAUGGACAAAAACACCCGCACACUUGAUUUCACCUCAUAUGGAUUUGAUGCAGCGUAUUUCAGUCUCUGUCACACUCUACAUGCUGGUGGCUGCAUUUGUGUACCCUCAGAUAAUCAACGUUUGAAUGAUGUUGGCGGCGCCAUUCGGGAUCUUAAAGCAACCUGCGCUCUUCUGCCUCCAUCCUUAUUAAACUCAGUAGAUGAGGCUGAUAUACUUCGCUUGAAGACAAUAUAUCUUGGCGGAGAGCCUGUUCCGACAACGCUCAUGGAAAAAUGGCACGAAAAGACGCAUAUAUCAAUUGUAUACGGCCCUACCGAAUGCACGAUUAUAUCCACAUACUGGCCGACAGAAAUUCCAGUUCCAUCCAGUGGAAUGCUAGGGAAGCCCUCAGGGCUCAAAUCCUGGAUAGUCGAUGUCUCCGGCUCGUGCUUGGUAGGAGUCGGUGCUGUGGGAGAGAUGUGGCUAGAAGGCCCUCUUGUUGGCCAGGGAUAUCUGAAUAAUCCAGAGCAAACGUCUACUGCGUUCUUUGAAAGUCCUUCAUGGCUACUAGCGGGUACAACAGAGUUCCCCGGUCGCACUGGUCGUCUAUAUCGGACUGGAGACCUAGUUCGUUACAAUGAAGAUGGAAGCUUGAGCUUCGUGGGGCGAAAAGACGGUUAUGUAAAAAUUAGAGGGCAACGUGUUGAUCUUGGUGAGGUUGAACAUCAUGUCCGUCAAAAACUACAGGAUGUCUCCCCUCGAAAUGGACAAUGGGGUGUUAUUGCCGAAGUUAUCACUCCCAGCGACAGCAACAGGAAGAUGUUGGUUGUAUUUUCUUGUCCUCCCGGGGCUAGGGGUCUCAGUGAAGAAGGCCUAAAGUCCGAAGUCCAAAGCCCUACGUCUCUACUUAGCAGUAGACUGUCGCAGACGCUUCCUAGCUACAUGGUUCCAUCAGCAUACAUACCCAUGACAGAGAUACCGUUAACUGCCACUGGAAAGCCAGAUAGGCGAAAACUAAGACGGCUGGUAGAGUCUCGGAGUACUUUUGAGAUAUCUGCGGUAUCAGAUGAAAUAGUCUCGCCUACAACAUCGAUGGAAGAAACGAUUCGAGAUAUCUGGGCAAAUGUACUCAAUUUGCGCCCAGAGUCAAUUUCUAUUACCGUCAGUUUUCUCGAACUUGGCGGAGACUCGAUUACGGCCAUGCAAAUUUCGUCUCGUUGCCACACUAAAAACAUAUCAUUAUCCGUACGAGACUUGCUAGAUUUAAAGACAAUACAAAAAGUCGCUGCUCAAACCCUCAAGGCAUCUGUACCGACUCGCAACUUGCCUGAUGAUCACCCUGAGGGAGAGCUAACUGGUCUGUCACCAAUUCAGCAGUGGUUUUUUGACUGUCAUCCUAAUGGAAUGGACCAUUUUAACCAGACAUUCCUUUUUAAAUUGGGGGAUAAGGUCACCGCAAGUGAUGUCCAUGCUGCGUUACGAGAAGUUGUCUCUAGACAUCCCAUGCUCCGGUCUCAAUUCAAAAAGAAUGAGAGAUUAGGGUGGCAGCAAUGCAUCUUACCAGACUCUGACGAUGCCUUUAAUUUUAUGGAACAUCAAGUUGAGGGCCAGCAGGAUAUAGAAGAGAUUUGUCAAUGGCGCCAGAAACUUCUAAACAUAUCCAGUGGGUGUGUAUUUGCCAUUGAUGUUUUCAACGACGUUUCAAAUGAUCUGUUCAUUCUCUUCACAGCCCACCAUCUUGUGGUCGACCUUGUUUCUUGGAGAGUUAUUUGGCAAGACGUUGAACAGUUCAUACGAGACAAAAAGCCAUUAAACAAGACUCCUUCUUUUCUAACGUGGUCUCGAAUUCAAGAAGAGGAUGGUCAGAACCUAACCCCCACUGAAACUUUACCAUCCAAAAUCAGAGUUCCUGAUGUUAGUUUCUGGGGGGUUACUCCUGUUGAUAACAUUCGUCAAAAUUCUAUUUCAAUGGAAAAGGUCUUUGACGAAGAAAUGACCAAUCUCCUGCUUGGAAAAUCCAACGAAGCCUUACAAACAGAACCUGUUGAUAUAAUGCUAUCUACGCUCAUCUGGACUUUCGAAAACACGUUCCCUGAACGUAAAACACCGCCUAUAUUCCUUGAAGGUCAUGGCAGAGAGCCUACCGAUACAUUGAACUUUGACCUGAGUGAAAUCGUGGGUUGGUUCACGAGUAUGUAUCCUGUUCAAGUAAACAAGCAAGCAACACUAUUCGACACCCUCGCAUCCGUCAAAGAUUAUCGCAAAUCUAUCGCCAGCAAGGGUAGACCGUACUUUGCUUGCCGAUACCACAGUCAGGCCGGUCGAGAAGCUUUCGAAAGCCACGGAAAAGCAGAGAUUUCAUUCAACUAUACAGGUCGCUUCCAGCAAUUAGAGCAGACGGAAUCGAUCCUUCAGCCCAUUCCACUCAGGCUAGAGGGCACCUCACCCAUGUCCAGCAGACUCGCUCUAAUCGAAAUAAAUGCCGGUGUCUACAAUAAGAAGUUGCAUGUAUUCAUUUCCUUACAGCAUCGGAUGAACCACCAGCCACGCCUACAUAACUGGGUUGGGAAAUUUGCCGAUACCUUGAAUGAAGUGACGCGCACACUGAAGGACGCUCCAUUAACAUUUACUCCAAGUGAUUUCCCUCUUCUUUCCAUUUCGCGUGACUCUAUCAAUUCUAUCAUUUCAGAACUUGGAAAUAUUGGGGUCCCAGUGUCCAAUAUCAAAGACAUGUAUCCGGCGACGCCAAUUCAGAACGGUAUUAUACUCAGUACAAAAAAGCAAACUGCUUCUUAUCAAAAUUCCUGGGUCUGGAAAUGCCUUUCUGACAAUUCUGGCAAGGAAAUAUCUCCUAGGAAGCUUGCAGAAGCCUGGGAAAAAGUCAGCCGGCGUCACUCGAUCUUGUCUACAAUAUUUAUUGAACACCCCCAAACUGGUUAUACGAUACAGGUACUGUUGCAUGCUACGUCCAUGAAUGUUCUUCACCUGACAUCAGAAACGGAGAAUCCUGAACUCGUCCUCAAAGAAUUCAAGCAGCACUCUCUACCGGUAGAGAAACCACCCUAUUCUUUGACGAUAUGCCGGGGAGUAAACAACGAAGUAGCAUGUCGACUAGACAUGAGCCAUGCUCUCAUUGACGCUAGUUCUCUUGGAAUACUUGUCAAUGAUGUUAUGCGGGCAUAUAGCGAGGAAUUACUACCUCCAGCUCCAGCAUUUCGCGACGUUGUGGAGCAAAUAAACGCAAGGCCAGAGGACGAGCGGCUUACAUAUUGGAAUGAAUAUCUUCAUGGAAUUGAACCUUGCGAACUUUCUGGAGUCAAAAAAACAAAAACUACAGCAGAACCUACCUAUGGCCAAGUUCUCCUUCCCCAAACAGCAACUGAAAAGAUCCAGAAAUUUUGCAAGGAACGACAAAUUACUCGUGCAAUGCUUCUCCAAGUUGCGUGGGCACUGGUGCUAGGAAGUAUGACUGGAGGAGACGAGGUCUGCUUUGGGUAUCUCUCAUCCGGCCGUGACAUAGAGAAGGUCGGUCAGAUAGUUGGCCCUACAAUCAGUUUAAUGGUCAGUCGAGUGAACUUGAAGAAAAAUUUGAAUGAGGUAAUUUCUACGACUUAUCGUGACUCGACGAAACAUUUCGACUACCAGCAUGUGUCCUUGGCCGAUAUUUUGCACAGUCUGAAUUUGCGAGGCCGCAGAUUGUUCAACACUGCCAUGACCAUUCGACAAGAUGAUAAUUAUGGAGAAGACAAGUCUGGGGACAUUCGGUUUGUGCAGACUUAUGGAGAAGAUCCACACGAAUAUGACAUACUACUAUUUGCCGGUUUACGCGGACCUCGAACCACAGUUGCCAUUUUGUAUAAUGAACAAUUUGCCGACAAAUCUUUUAUCAGAGAAGUAGGAUCAGUAUUUGAAUCCGCUAUCCAAUACGUCAUAGAGGCGGAGUCUUCGGAAUCAUCUUUGAAAGGUGCAUUUUUCAAAUCAUUGUUGGGAACAGAAGAGACGGCUACGAAGAGCUUCUGGAGUGGACAAUUUUCCGAUUUAAAGGCAAUUCACUUUCCAGCCGUUUCAGACCCUUCUCACGAACCUCAAGUGACCGAAAGUGUUUCAAUCUCAUCAUCGGAAAUUAGCCGGAGCUUAGAGCUAUCUUCUCAUAUUGUGACCUCAAUUAUAGCUUCGUGGGCAUUGUUAAUGGAGCAGUAUACCGGCGUCUCGGAUACCGUCUUUGGCUAUGUCGGACCUAAACAACAUCUAAAUCUGCGGACGUCGCCAAUUCCUUUGAGAGUCGACUCUGAAGAAGUUAAAACGGUACAGCAACUUCUGCAGCUCGUUGACGGUCAAAUAAACCAAACAACGGAAUUUGGUACAUUUGGUUUACAUCGGAUCAGUCAAAUGAGCAAUGAGGCGGAACAUGCAUGCAAGUUCCGUACAGUGCUACAAAUUUCAUCGUCUGAAAACUCUAAGAGUGCGACGUUCUCACAUACUUACCCACUCAUUCUACAGUUCUAUAUUUUGGACAACUGUUUACGACUCGUUGCCAACUUUGAUUCACAAGUCAUGAACAGAAGUCAGGUUCAAAAUCUUGUUGGACAAACGAUGCAUAUCUUUGGCCAGAUUUCCAGGAGCGAGUCACUCUUGAACUUGCGCAAAAUUAACACAGUCCCACAAACUGAUUUGCACCACAUUUGGAGGCGGAAUAUGAAAGUCCCAAAAACAGCCGAUGCAAACGUGUGUACUCUCAUCUCCCGCACCUCGCAUCACAUACCAAGCGAUAUCGCUAUAUCCUCCUGGGAUGGACAAUUCACUUACAGUGAGCUUGAUAUAAUCUCAACCAAGCUAGCCGACGGGUUACGAAGUCAAGGAAUAUCAUCCGGAUCCAUUAUUCCUCUAUGCUUCGAAAAGUCGAGAUGGGCCGUCAUCGCUGUACUUGGUGUAUUGAAAGUGGGAGGCACUGUGCUCUUACAAUCUCCCUCUGUCCCUGUGAAAAGAAGACAAGAGAUAUACUCAAGAGUUAAUGCUAGUCUGUGCCUAGUAUCAGACAAGAAACUCUCGGUGGACCAAGAUAUCAUUCCCACUUUCACAGUUUCUGAUUUACUCCACGAUGAUGCUGUUAAAAAGAGCGGACCAAGCAUCCCAAAAAAUCCUUCGAAUGAACCGGCAAUAAUCCUGUUUACUUCUGGAUCAACUGGGGAACCAAAAGGCAUUGUUUGGAGUAACAGCACCCUCACAGCCAAUGUCAUGGCAUUUGGAAGUACUGCUGGCCUAGGACAGCACUCGAGAGUCUUUCAAUUCGUGUCAUAUGACUUUGAUGUGAGCAUCGUCGAAACAUUUGCAACACUAAUUUGUGGAGGUUGUAUUUGCAUCCCCUCAGAAACCCAAAGGCUCGAACAACUCAGUGAAACUGUGGCAAAUUCUAGAUCGAACCUUUUGUGUAUCACGCCAACCACUGCUGCAUCUCUUAAACCCGGCAUAAUUCCCAAACUGGCAACUAUAAUAUUUGCUGGAGAAUCGCUGAAGCAAUCCGAUGUUGAUAGAUUCCCAGAUACUCGUAUAGUCAAUUGGUAUGGUCCAGCCGAAGCGUCAUUCGCAUCAUCUUGCUCGGUCAACAACACACCAUGGCAAGACGGCAACAUUGGUUCUCCAUUAGUGAGUGUUUCUUGGAUCGCCAAUCCUAAUAACGAUCAAGAACUCGUACCGCUAGGAGGAAUCGGUGAGCUAUUAAUUGAAGGGCCGAUUGUUGCGCUUGGAUAUUACAAUAGUUCCGAUCUCACUACAGCUUCGUUCAUUGAAGAUCCAACAUGGCUCCUCCAAGGUGCACCAGGUGCUGGCAUUCAAGGAAGACCCGGUAGAUUGUUCAAAACAGGGGACCUUGUGCGACGUGGAGGAGACGGAAGCCUAAUAUACAUGGGAAGAAAAGAUGCCCAAGUAAAGAUUCGUGGUCAACGUGUCGAACUUGAUGAAGUGGCACAUCAUCUACUUAAAAUUUUGCCCAAAGACCACGGAAUCAAAAUUGCACCUGAAGUUGUCACGCCUACGUUUAGUGGCGUGCCUUUGCUUGUUGCAUUUGUGUCAAUGAGUGUGAAGUCCCAGCUGGCCGAUACAAUGUUAUCUCAGCUACAAGGAAUGGCCGAGGAUCACCUUACGGAACUGUUGCCAUCAUAUAUGAUUCCUUCAGCGUACGUGCUUAUAGGCGAGAUUCCGAUAACGAACACAGGCAAAGUAGAUCGACGUCGACUGCGGGAGUGGGGAGCAGCGUUGACAGCUACUGAUAUUUCACGACGUGCCUCAGGGCAAGAAGAUAACAGAAAUCUCACGCACGCAGAGAAACAAUUGAAAGACUUAUGGGCAAGCGUACUGGGCACGACUGCAGGAGAUAUUCAUGUUGACGACAGCUUUAUGCUAAUUGGCGGAGAUUCCAUUCUUGCAAUGAAAUUAGUCGGCAAGGCUCACGAGAAUGGCCUUUCAUUAACGGUCACCGACGUGCUUCGUCGGCCAAGGCUGUGUGAUAUGGCACUAGCCUUGAGACAGUCACAGCCUGCAUCUUCAUCAAUGGCCGUCGAACCACCUCAAAGCAACAGUCAGACUAAAGAUACAAUAUCUAUGAUGCUUAAACUUGAUUCUAGCAACAUACGUAACAUUACGUCAGUAACCGAUUUCCAGACAAUAUGCAUCGAUGGCAAUCUUCAAGCUCCUAGGAAGUGGUGGGCAAAUCUUCUUAUUUACUACAGCUCAGAAAAUAUACUCCCCGAACAGCUUGUGGCUCGAUGCCUGCAGCUCUGGGAAGCGUUUGAUAUACUACGCAGCAUUUUUGUUCAAGCCAAUGGUCAAUUAUGGCAAGUUUCGACUCAUAAUACUCACCCAAAAAUCGACGUUUUGCAGGUUAAAGGUCAGCUCAAAUUCCACCUUGACAAAAUCGCCGAAGAUGAGGAGUCAAAAGAAUACAAGCUAGGCACACCUCCCACGAGUUUUACAGUCAUGCAAAAUGAAGAAGGACAAGUUGGCCUGCGUGUUGGGUUAUCGCAUGCACAAUACGACGGAAUUUGUUUGCCUCAGAUAAUGCAAUUCCUGGAGGACUUUGAUGAUAUACCAGUCGUCCAAAAGCCAACGCCAUUCUCGGCAUUUAUUCACCAUGCUGCUGAGAAAAAAAAUGUUGGGAAGGCUUAUUGGACGCGACUCUUGGAGGGAUCAACGUCAACUCACAUUCCUCGCCAUGUUAAACCCUUCUCGAUCAGCAAUGGCAAUGGCUCGCUCAAUGGCCAUACAAAUGGCAAGCAUACCGGACAUGUUAAUGGCACCCAGGAGGCAGUGGCCCUCAAGGCGUUAUCUCAAAUCCCUCAUUCUGAAGAAUCUGUUAGCGCAGCAUCAGUAUUCUCAACAGCGUGUGCACUCGCUCUUUCAAAGGCUACUGGAGAGUCCGAUAUUACCUUGGGGCGAGUAGUAUCUGGGAGGUCAUCCCUUCCUCCGUCAUUACAGAACGUUUUCGGUCCCUGUAUCAAUUUCGUCCCUCUACGAAUCCAAGUAGAUAAGGACGUUGCCCAUAAACAGACUCUUCACUCGGUGCACGAUCAAUAUAUCAAUAGUCUUCCGUACGAGACUGUUGGUUUCAAAGAGAUUAUUGCUGAUUGCACUGAUUGGAGUGAUGACUACUUUGGGUGCACCGUUCAAUAUCAAAAUAUUGCCAACCCGACAGGCACAAUGACUGGGGCGAAGGCCAACGCGGAUUUCUGGCGCCAUGGAAAAAUUGGAAUUGGCGGGAAUUGGUUAGAGAUCUUUGCGAUGCCGGUUGACCACGAGCUCGAAAUUACGGUCCUAAGCAAGGUGCAUGAUCGCGACAUGUUGCAGCAAAUACUGGAUGAUAUUGUUUCGUUUGUUGGGAAGCUGAUAUAA
Messenger RNA from Talaromyces rugulosus, 27165 nucleotides. RefSeq lists its product as uncharacterized. Gene Ontology annotation, biological process: amino acid activation for nonribosomal peptide biosynthetic process; secondary metabolite biosynthetic process. Gene Ontology annotation, molecular function: phosphopantetheine binding; catalytic activity. The record is from RefSeq and is a predicted model, not a curated record. Bases 1 to 27165 code for a protein of 9054 amino acids. NCBI's taxonomy places the organism in Eukaryota, Fungi, Ascomycota, Eurotiomycetes, Eurotiales, Trichocomaceae. Gene Ontology annotation, cellular component: cytoplasm. The transcript has 5 exons.